Mesoplodon densirostris (Blainville's beaked whale) is the source of this 768-nucleotide messenger RNA. It is a transcript of the gene DLX1, whose product is annotated as distal-less homeobox 1. The record is from RefSeq and is a predicted model, not a curated record. Bases 1 to 768 code for a protein of 255 amino acids. NCBI's taxonomy places the organism in Eukaryota, Metazoa, Chordata, Mammalia, Artiodactyla, Ziphiidae. The transcript has 3 exons. Gene Ontology annotation, molecular function: DNA-binding transcription factor activity, RNA polymerase II-specific; RNA polymerase II cis-regulatory region sequence-specific DNA binding. Gene Ontology annotation, biological process: embryo development; cell differentiation; negative regulation of transcription by RNA polymerase II.
AUGACCAUGACCACCAUGCCAGAGAGUCUCAACAGCCCCGUGUCGGGCAAGGCGGUGUUUAUGGAGUUUGGGCCACCCAACCAGCAAAUGUCUCCUUCUCCCAUGUCCCACGGGCACUACUCCAUGCACUGUUUACACUCGGCGGGCCAUUCGCAGCCCGACGGCGCCUACAGCUCGGCCUCGUCCUUCUCCCGACCGCUGGGCUACCCUUACGUCAACUCGGUCAGCAGCCACGCGUCCAGCCCCUACAUCAGUUCGGUGCAGUCCUACCCGGGCAGCGCCAGCCUCGCCCAGAGCCGCCUGGAGGACCCAGGGGCUGACUCCGAGAAGAGCACGGUGGUGGAAGGCGGUGAAGUGCGCUUCAAUGGCAAGGGGAAAAAGAUCCGCAAACCCAGGACGAUUUAUUCCAGUUUGCAGUUGCAGGCUUUGAACCGCAGGUUCCAGCAAACUCAGUACCUAGCUCUGCCCGAGAGGGCGGAGCUCGCGGCCUCCUUGGGACUCACGCAGACGCAGGUCAAGAUCUGGUUCCAGAACAAGCGCUCCAAGUUCAAGAAGCUGAUGAAGCAGGGCGGGGCGGCUCUGGAGGGUAGCGCGCUGGCCAACGGCCGGGCGCUGUCUGCAGGCUCUCCUCCAGUGCCGCCCGGCUGGAACCCCAACUCCUCUUCCGGGAAGGGCUCGGGCGGCAGCGCGGGCUCCUACAUCCCCAGCUACACGUCGUGGUACCCCUCGGCGCACCAAGAAGCUAUGCAGCAACCCCAGCUCAUGUGA